ACAAGUUGUCGUCACGUGGUUGGAGAUGAGCAGCGGGAGCUUAUGAGAUCCUGACAGGGCAACGGUUCCUGUCUCCGGUGCUGUGGUGGACCCCCGUAUAUUACACACAGGCUUCAGUGGUCAGUAACUGGUCCCCAGUAUGGUGGUACUGGGUGUCCCAAUAGCCUGAGCUCUCUAACCACCUCAGUGCCGAGACCAUCGAUACCAUGAGCAAACGAAAGAGCAAGGAGAAGAGCCCCCCUAUAGGAGAAUGCAUCUCUCAGGUACAAGCCCUGGUCCGGCAGAGGCUUCUGCAGCAAGGCCACCCGGGCAGGAGAUGUGGGGUGGAGGCUCAGCACAAGCACUUAGUUGAGCUUCUGAAGAGAACAGUGAUUCAUGGGGAGAGUAACUCUGCACUGAUCAUCGGCCCCAGGGGAUCGGGGAAGAGUAUGCUACUACACGAUGCUCUAGAAGAAGUAUUUGCAGUAAAAGAAAUAAAGGAGAAUGCAUUGCAGGUCCAAUUGAAUGGUCUAUUGCAGAUUAACGACAAGAUUGCUUUGAAGGAAAUCACCAGACAACUGAACCUGGAGAACGUAGUUGGGGAUAGAGUAUUCGGCAGCUUUGCGGAAAAUCUUUCUUUCCUCCUCGAAGCGUUAAAAACAGGUGAUCGCACAAGCAGCUGCCCGGUGUUGUUCGUACUGGAUGAGUUCGAUCUCUUUGCCCAUCAUAAGAACCAAACGCUGCUCUACAAUCUCUUUGACAUUGCGCAGUCGGCUCAGGCCCCUGUUGCGGUGAUUGGGCUCACGUGUCGACUGGAUGUCAUUGAGCUUCUGGAGAAGAGGGUUAAAUCCCGCUUCUCCCACAGACAGAUCCACCUGCUGAACUCCUUCAGUUUCUCAGACUACCAGGACGUGUUUAAAGAUCUUCUGUCUCUGGCUCCCGGCUUUCCAGACACACAGUUCUCUGAGAAAUGGAAUGAAAAUCUUCAGGUUCUGCUGGAAAAUAAGACGGUGGAAGAAGUUCUUCGGAAGCAGUUUAACGCAUCUAAGGAUAUGCGAUCCCUACACAUGCUAUUGCUGUUGGCCCUGUGUCGCGUCAACGUGUCUCAUCCUCAUCUGAAUGCCGCCGACUUUGUUGAGGCUUAUAGACUCCGCAACAUGGAUUCCAAAGCCAAUAUAUUGCACGGUCUGUCUGUGCUGGAAAUGUGUCUGGUAAUAGCCAUGAAACAUUUGCAAGACAUUUACAGCGGGGAGCCCUUCAAUUUCCAAAUGGUUCACAAUGAAUUUCAGAAAUUUGUUCAAAGGAAAGCUCAUUCUGUUUAUAAUUUUGAAAAAGCUGUCGUCCUGAAGGCAUUUGAACAUCUUUAUCAGUUGGAGCUGAUCAAACCAAUGGAAGGUCUCUCCGUCCGGACACAGAGGGAAUACAGACUGAUGAAGUUGCUUCUGGAUAACAGCCAAAUAUCAGAAGCCCUUCAGAAAUACCCCAACUGUCCGACAGAUGUCAGACAGUGGGCGAUGUCCUCUCUGAAUUAAACAACUUUUUUUUUUUUUUUUUAUAAA
Messenger RNA from Bufo bufo (common toad), 1538 nucleotides. It is a transcript of the gene ORC4, whose product is annotated as origin recognition complex subunit 4. Gene Ontology annotation, biological process: DNA replication initiation; DNA replication. Bases 207 to 1511 code for a protein of 434 amino acids. The transcript has 14 exons. Lineage: Eukaryota; Metazoa; Chordata; Amphibia; Anura; Bufonidae. The record is from RefSeq and is a predicted model, not a curated record. Gene Ontology annotation, molecular function: DNA replication origin binding. Gene Ontology annotation, cellular component: nuclear origin of replication recognition complex; nucleus.